Ilex paraguariensis (yerba mate) is the source of this 2072-nucleotide messenger RNA. The record is from the annotation of a GenBank genome assembly. NCBI's taxonomy places the organism in Eukaryota, Viridiplantae, Streptophyta, Magnoliopsida, Aquifoliales, Aquifoliaceae.
AGUUUCCUUUCUGUAUCUAUCUAGAAAAUAAUGAGAGGCUGUUCACAAAGGGCAACAAACUGUCAGUUUUCCAUUGUCUUUACCUUCUUCAAAUAUCUAAGUUUACAAAAAUAAAUAUUUCAUAUAAACUUUUCAAAUUUACCUAUUGGUUAGACAACACUUAUUUUGGCUUGUUUUGCACUAAAUCUCAGUUGAAAUCUAUCAAAAGAAAUGUGAUCACCUAUUUUUUUUUCAGUUUAAAAGGAGUAUCAAAGAAAGACUCAACUAAAAUAUAUAAAAUCAAUUUCGAUUAUAAGAUCAGCAAAAUGUUUUGGAAAGCCCACAAAGGUCCAAACGGUAAUGUAAUGCAGUGGAUCUUUAUUGCAAGAACAAAAUGGUGAUGUUGCCACAACAACAAUGUUAUGCUGAUCAAGAUUUUUUACCAAGUUUUCCAUCUCAAGUGAUGAAACACAGUUUUCACCAUCAAAUAAGUGAGUCUAUUAAUAUUCAAUGAUGGAGAUAAUGCCACAAUACUUGGAUGAAAAACUUGGUAAGCCUAAUAUUACUGUUGCUACAAUCAUUACUUCAUACGAGAUGUAGUGAAUCACGAACUGGGAAAGUAAAGGCAACUGAUUUAUCAGACAAUGUCUUCCUGAAGGUCUGCUUCAGGAAAGAUCCUUGUGUGAAAUAAUAAAUGCUCCAUUGGUAAAAAGCAGCAACAAGAACAAUCACCCCCACCGUGAAAAAACCAAAAAAGAAAAGAAGGCCUACCAUUAGGGGAAAAAUAUCUUCUGAAACUGGAACGGAUGUAGAUUCAUAGUUCCCACGUCAAAGAUAAUAACAUUGCUUCAAUUUUAUUCUUUAAUUUAUUUUCUGUGUAUUGCAAAGCAAUGACAACAUGCCAUGAACAGAAAACAAAAAUAUAGUCAACUCGGGACAUUACUCUAGCAAAUCAGGAUUAAAUGGACAAAGAGAGCUUCAGUCAACACAGUCCUAGAAGGUCCAUUCAUGCUCACUAACCAAAAUUAUAUCUUAUACAUUCUUCCAGGCUCUUAUUUCUUCCUUCUUUUUUGGUGUUUGUUACUUAUUUGAUUAAUUGCUUGAUUAGUCGUUUUUCAAAAAUUCUUUCUGGCUUUGUUUGAUUAAUGAGGUAAAUAUAAACAUUAAUUCAGAGAAUUGACUAAUUCAACGGAAAAAGGAAAGGAAAAGAGGGAGAGAGAGAGAGAGAGAGAAUAUAAUUGUAUUAUUACCUAAUGAAAGUAGCAGAGAUGAAGCCAUUUCCUCUUUUGCUUAAUAAAACUCAGAAGUCAGUGGUCUCCUUUGAAUGUGGAUUGGAUAAUGAAAUCAGCUCACCAGCCGGUCCCUUCUGUUCGUUAAACUGUACACACUGCACUGCUCUUGCGGACUAUCGAAGUCUUCAGCACAUACCUCGGCUGUCCCCCACCGCUUCCCUCUGUCUGGUCUCCUCUCUUGGCUUUGGCGACGAGGAUCGAACCCCUGAGUAUCUAAGUGGUGACUUUGCUGUUAGGAUGGUUGAAACUCUGUUUGAAGAUAUCUUUGUGGUGGAUAAGCUGGAUCCAGAUGGCAAAAAAUUUGAUAAAGUUUCUCGCAUUGAAGCAACGAGUGAGCAGUUUAAUAUGUACAUGCAGCUAGAUGUGAAUACAGAGAUAUAUCGUAUGCAUGUUGGGGAGAAGUUCAUGAUGGUAUUAGCUUCCACUCUAAAUUUGGAUGGAACACCCGACUCUGGUUAUUAUACUCAGGUAGAAAAUACCCGCAUCAUCCCCGUUAUAAGGAAAUUAGGGAGACCGGGAAAAUCUACAUUCUUGUGGUUCAAGAGGGUUGAAGCUAAAGGAAAAUGGCAGUUGGUUGCCCAUGUCAUGUCUGAUACGCCAAAGAUAUGUUGCAAAACCUAUGAACUUAAAUGGGUUUAUCGAAAAAUAGACCAAAGGUCUAUCAUCUGUGAUUUCAGAAGGAAGAUGGUGGAGGCAUGCUUACCACUAAGCGAUGCCUUGAGAGACAGAUGUAGAGAAAUAAAACUUAUGGGAGAUUUUAGGGCAAAAAACUUUAAUUCAGAGAGUACCAUUUUAAAGUAG